CCAACGGGUUAUUGGGUCAGUGAGUUUCCGCCCGUGAAAGCAGCAGCAUCAGCGGCAUUAUGGCUUCUACCUGUUCAGGAUGUGGACCAGGAUAUAAAACCCCUCUGGAUGCCAUGAAAGGGCCUCGAGAAGAGAUAGUCUACCUGCCAUGCAUUUACCGCAACACCGACAUUCAGAAACCUGACUAUCUUGCAACUGUUGAUAUCAAUCCACAAUCUCCUAAUUUUUGCAAGGUGAUUCAUAGGCUGCCCAUGCCUAAUCUAAAGGAUGAGCUACACCAUUCUGGUUGGAAUGCCUGUAGCAGUUGUUAUGAUGAUCCCUCCAAAAGACGCAAUCGUCUCAUUCUGCCUUCCCUGAUGUCCUCCCGUAUCUAUGUCGUUGAUGUAGGGACGGAUCCACGGGCCCCACGGCUUCAUAAGAUAGUCGAGCCCAUAGAUCUGUUCUGGAAAUGCGGCCUUGCCAACCCCCACACUUCUCACUGCUUAGGCAGUGGCCAAAUCAUGAUCAGUACCAUGGGCGAUCCCUCUGGCAAUGGCAAGGGUGGUUUUGUGUUGUUGGAUGGCAAAACUUUCGAAGUCAUUGGCAACUGGGAGAAGCCAGGUGAAGCAGCACCGUUUGGUUAUGACUUCUGGUACCAGCCUCGCCACAACGUCAUGAUCAGCACUGAGUGGGGAGCUCCAAAAGCAUUGGGAAAUGGCUUCAACCCUGCAGAUGUCAAAACUGGUCAUUAUGGACAGCGCCUCCAUGUGUGGGACUGGACCACGCACAAGCGGAUACAGACUCUGGAUCUAGGGGAAGAGGGUGCUAUUCCUCUGGAGAUCCGAUUCCUGCACAACCCUGCUGCGGCUGAAGGAUUUGUGGGCUGUGCACUUCAGAGCACCAUCUUCCGCUUCUACAAGACUCCGAAACGGGACUGGGCAGCAGAGAAAGUGAUCCAAAUUCCAAGCAAAAAGGUGGAAGGUUGGGCUCUUCCUGAAAUGCCAGGUCUCAUUACUGAUAUCUUGAUCUCACUGGAUGAUCGCUUCCUGUACUUCAGUAACUGGUUGCAUGGAGACAUUCGACAGUAUGACAUCACUGACAGGAGGAAUCCACGUAUGGUUGGUCAGAUCUUCCUUGGGGGCAGCAUUUUGAAAGAUGGACCAGUGAAAGUAUUGGAGGACAAAGAACUGGAUAGCCAGCCAACCCCACGGAUACUGAAGGGAAAGCGAGUGCAGGGAGGCCCUCAGAUGCUCCAGCUAAGCUUGGAUGGAAGACGACUGUACGUCACCACCUCUUUAUACAGUGCCUGGGACAAGCAGUUCUACCCUGACCUUGUCAAGGAGGGGUCAGUCAUGAUGCAGAUUGACGUGGACACAGAUAAAGGCGGGCUGAAGCUCAACAAGAAUUUCCUUGUGGAUUUCGGAGCAGAACCAGAUGGUCCUGCACUUGCCCAUGAGCUCAGAUAUCCUGGUGGAGACUGCACUUCUGAUAUCUGGUUAUGAAAUUGGGGCCAAGCUAUUACGUUCCAAGGAGCAGAGCUAAUAUUCCCAUAUUUUCACAACUGAGUGGAGAUACAAUAUAUCAUCAGUAUCAUGUAUAAUCUACAUAUGGACUAAAUCCUUAAUCAUAUCAUGUCUAUUAGUGAUUAAAAGAGUAAAUCACUUCUCAAAUGUAAAAAUAUAUUUUUGUUGUCUUUAUAUGCUUUCUGCAUUUUUUUUUUUUUUAUAAAUAUUUUGUAUCCCAGUGAACUCAAAGGCUUUCUCAUUUGUUGUUGUAAGGGCUUUCUGAAUCAUUAGAAUUGCAAAGUAGAUUUUAAACACGUGUGCAAGUGCACCGAGUGAGUGCACAUAUUUUAAAGUAUCCUAUUAGGAAUACGUUCUAAAAUAAAGCAAUCAGUUAUGUUGUAUUACAGUGCUUAGAACCCUUCAAAGAACAAAAAACAAACACUUCCAGGAGUUACACCACUACUUAAGGUAGUUUUGUUUAUUGCCAUUGUAGUUCACAAGUAUGAAAAGUUGUCUCUCCAAGUCUGAAGACAGGGACAAAUAUUAUUUUAUAAGAAGUAUUAAUAAAAAGGUUUUUAUUUUUUCCCCUGUAAUAAUAAAUAACUACAGUACAACUAUAAAUAGGAAUGUCAAAUGGUUAAUAAAAAUUAACAUGCAUCAAA
Molecule: messenger RNA, 2146 nt
Organism: Cyprinus carpio (common carp)
Lineage: Eukaryota; Metazoa; Chordata; Actinopteri; Cypriniformes; Cyprinidae
Product: methanethiol oxidase-like
Molecular function (GO): selenium binding
Source: RefSeq, a predicted model, not a curated record